UCGUGUCAAAACAUUCCAGUUCAGAGCUUUUGUUGGCCUGACAAACCUAAAAUGAAUACGUGAGCACAGAAGAAGAAUGAUGGGCGGUGUUAAAACCUGAGACUGCUGGGAAAUUGAGUUCAUGAAUAUUAACAUCGCAAUAUCACGUUUUUUCAUUUACAGGGAGAAGUUUUUAUGUUGGAAAUUGCUUCAGUUUGAUAUUCAUUAUAUAAGUGAAAACUCUCGUUUGAGUUAAACCUUAAUUUUGAGAGGAUUUUUCUUCUCGAACCUUCUUCCCAGCACCGGUUUACCCACAGUGCACUGCGGCACUUCCUUUCUUCUUGGUCUUUCAGUGCUCCAAAAUGUCGCUUUUGGAGGGUCCGUUAAAUGUGUUCGGCCAGAGGACAACUGGCGAAUCUGUUCGCACCCAGAAUGUCAUGGCUGCAGCAUCCAUCGCCAACAUCGUUAAGAGCUCUCUCGGACCCGUUGGCCUCGACAAGAUGUUGGUGGACGAUAUUGGGGACGUGACCAUUACCAAUGAUGGAGCGACCAUCCUGAAGCUGCUGGAAGUGGAGCACCCAGCUGCCAAGGUCCUUUGUGAACUGGCUGACCUGCAGGACAAGGAAGUUGGGGAUGGGACCACGUCUGUGGUUAUUCUGGCUGCAGAGUUUCUGAAGAGCGCAGAUGAGCUGGUAAAGCAAAAGAUUCACCCCACGUCAGUCAUUAGUGGAUAUCGUCUAGCUUGCAAGGAAGCGGUGCGAUACAUAAAUGAGAAUCUAACCAUCGGGACAGAUGACCUGGGAAGAGAGUGCCUUAUCAAUGCAGCCAGGACCUCCAUGUCCUCCAAAAUCAUUGGAGUGUAUCCUGAAAAUAGGACUGAUUUGACUGAAAGUUCUCACAGUGAUUCAGAAUUCUUUGCUAACAUGGUGGUGGAUGCUGCCAUGGCUGUGAAAUUUGUUGACGGCAAAGGAGUGGCCAAGUAUCCCAUAAACUCUGUGAACGUGCUGAAAGCCCACGGCCGCAGCCAGAAGGAGAGUUUCCUGGUCAACGGAUAUGCAUUAAACUGCACAGUGGGUUCACAAGGAAUGGUGAAGCGUGUGGUAAAUCCUAAGAUUGCCUGCCUGGACUUUAGUCUGCAGAAGACCAAAAUGAAGAUGGGUGUUCAAGUCAUCAUUAAUGAUCCAGAGAAGCUUGACCAGAUCAGACAAAGGGAAUCUGAUAUCACCAAAGAGAGGAUCCAAAAGAUUCUGGCAGCCGGAGCAAAUGUCAUUCUGACCACUGGUGGCAUAGAUGAUAUGUGUUUGAAGUACUUUGUGGAUGUUGGAGCCAUGGCAGUGAGAAGGGUUCUCAAAAAAGAUCUCAAACGAAUUGCCAAGGCAACAGGAGCCACUGUCUGCCCAUCUCUGUCCAAUCUGGAGGGAGAAGAAUCAUUUGAGGUCACUAUGCUCGGCCAGGCAGAGGAAGUUGUGCAAGAGCGUAUCUGUGAUGACGAGCUCAUCCUUAUCAAGAACACCAAAGCCCGGAGCUCAGCCUCCAUCGUUCUGCGCGGAGCCAACGACUUCAUGUGUGAUGAGAUGGAGCGCUCUCUGCAUGACGCUCUGUGUGUGGUCAAGAGGGUACUGGAGUCCAAGUCUGUAGUACCUGGAGGAGGUGCUGUCGAGGCUGCUCUGUCCAUUUACCUGGAGAACUAUGCUACCAGCAUGGGUUCCAGAGAGCAGCUUGCCAUUGCUGAGUUUGCUCGGUCUCUUCUGGUCAUCCCCAAAACACUGGCCGUGAAUGCAGCACAGGACUCCACCGACCUGGUGGCCAAGCUGCGGGCCUUCCACAACGAGGCUCAGGUCAACCCUGAACGCAAGAACCUCAAGUGGAUUGGUCUGGAUCUGGUAAACGGCAAACCCAGGGACAACCGUCAGGCUGGCGUGUACGAACCCACAAUGGUAAAGACCAAAAGCCUCAAGUUUGCCACCGAGGCGGCCAUCACCAUCCUCCGCAUCGAUGACCUCAUCAAACUGUUCCCAGAGCCGAAAGAGGGCGGGCAAUCCUACCAGGAUGCUGUGGCCUCUGGUUCUCUGGAGGGCUGAAAGUCUCAUUGGUUCUAGUAGGUUCAAUGUCUGUAUUUAUAACACGCCGAGCCCGUUGUAGCGUUGCUCUAGAAAAGGCCGUGCACUUUGCCCGUUUACUGAUGUCCCACUCCCCGCCGCUUCCAGAGGAACUGUAUGUGAUCUUGUUUUUGUUUUUUUUGUUAUUUUGGACACAAAAUAAAGCUCCAAUGGGUGCAAGUGACUGAUCCAUCAAA
Menidia menidia (Atlantic silverside) is the source of this 2275-nucleotide messenger RNA. Lineage: Eukaryota; Metazoa; Chordata; Actinopteri; Atheriniformes; Atherinopsidae. The record is from the annotation of a GenBank genome assembly.